CAGCUGCUGUUAUUUUGGCGGGAACAGAGAACAAGUGUGAAAACUGCAAAGCUCCACUUUUCUGAAAAUCAAAGAAGAGAGAGAAAUGAGUUCGGCGUCAAUGGAUGCCACACUACCAGAUUUAGUGUGUCAACUCGACAACGUUCAAGGCUUUGUCGAUGCGCUCACCUCGGUUCGCUGGAAACGCCAUCAGGAUGCGGUGGUGGAAUUAUCGGAACACGGCGUCGUUUUGAUUGUUGAAGAGACUGGUUGUCUUCAAGCCAAGGUCUAUCUUCAAAAAGAGUUGUUUGUGAAUUAUGAGUAUACUGCUGAAGCACGGCCUCGAUUCGGGGUGAGUUUGGGGCUUUUGGUUGAUUGCUUGAAUACAUUCUCGGUUCCGGGACACUCGAGUACGAUUGAGCUUCGGUAUCCAGGCCCUGAUAUGCAGCUUCUACUCAAGUCUGUUGAUUCACUGGAUGCGUGCAUUUAUGCUGAGAUCAGAACAAGAAUCCCAGAUACUAUUUCGUGGGACUACAAUUUUGAACCUUUGGGUGCCACCCCUUUAAGCUUCACAGUGAAGUCUGCAGCUCUGAAAGAAGCCAUUGAUGAUCUGGAAUGGCCCGGCUCAAGCAUUAAAAUUACUGUACAGCCUACUCCUCCUUCUGUAACCUUUAGAGGUGAAGGUCAUGGUGAUCUACAGAUAGACUUCAUGUAUUACGUAAAUACUGACCUUUUGGCUGCUUUUAGCUGUGAUCAGGAAGUGUCUCAUCGGUACAAGUAUAAAUUUCUGCGGGCAACAACUUCAAAUAUACCAAGCAGUGUUGUCAAAGAUAACCGUGGAAGCAAAGUUACUGUUGGGAGAGGAGGGAUACUAAAAAUUCAGCAUUUGGUUUCCAUGGCAAGACCAGCACACUCACACAUAGAUUCUGCAGGUUAUCAGCCACCUAGCAGGAUAGCUUACAUAGAGUUCUUUGUCAAGCCAGAAGAAGUUGACAUUGAUUGAGUUCACUUUAUGCCCUUCAACAAUGACCACCUUCUGUUGUUCAUAAUUGCCACAGCUUAUGCUUCUUCAUCAAGGUUUCUAUCGUAAACUUUGACAGCUUUAUGUGCAGCAAUUCUUGUACAUUUUUUUUUUUUUGAAUCCAUCCUUGCUGUAUUGCCUGUAUGUGUGUUAAUGUGGCAUGAUCACAGCAUCAGUUCAGGUAAAAAGCAAACGUCAUCAUUGAGAUGCUUACUUACUGUAAAACUUACACCAAGGAAUAACUUGCCCAUUAAACAUGACCAUCUAAUCCAAGCCAUAUUAAAUUGUUAAAAGAACGGAAAUGUUAGAAUCUCAAUUGAUAAAUUUUGCAGAAUGGUUUGGAUGUAAUUGUAUAAAAUGUUUCUUGCAUUAUACAGAGUACUUCUAUGAUAAGAAAUUUUGUUUCUAAAGUUGUGAAUUUGGAAUGUAUUAUUUGGAAAUCGAAGUCUAGUAUUCCAAUGUGCUUUCUUUUUUUAAUUAUAAUGCUUUUUUAGUUUUUCACUUUGUAUUUGGAAGACUUUUUCCUGUUGUUUGAGCCAUAUUGUAACUUUAUCUAUCUUAAUAUACGCAUCUGAUUUGUUAUAGUGGGCCUACUCAUGAACACCGCUAAAUCGUUCAAUUUGAAACUGAUUGAUGAGAUUUGAACUUAUGACCUUGUCAAGAAGAUUUUAAAUGCCAUGUUGAUCCAAAGAUGAAAUCAACCAAAAGUGUAACCUUUUUCUUUUUAGGAAACCAGAAGACUCUAAUGGUUAGUAUCUGGAUUAGUUUUAUGUUUGCAGCUUAAUAUUUUUUCUCCUCCUAUUCUAAUUUAAAGUGAAGGGCAUCAAGGAGACUUCCAAUUUAUUAAGCUACCUUGAAAAUUUUCUUAGACUGCCUGUAGUAUGCUUAGUAUCUCUUCUGCAGAUUAUAAUAAGUUAAUGAAACAAUCAU
Chenopodium quinoa (quinoa) is the source of this 1930-nucleotide messenger RNA. RefSeq lists its product as uncharacterized. The transcript has 7 exons. Bases 86 to 982 code for a protein of 298 amino acids. The record is from RefSeq and is a predicted model, not a curated record. Gene Ontology annotation, cellular component: checkpoint clamp complex. Lineage: Eukaryota; Viridiplantae; Streptophyta; Magnoliopsida; Caryophyllales; Amaranthaceae. Gene Ontology annotation, biological process: DNA damage checkpoint signaling; DNA repair.